UGGCAGAUGCAAGUUUCAACAUUUGUCAAAGUUUUAUUGCUGUUUUAAUCCGUAUUUUAAAUGCCAUUUGUUAACUGUCCAACGAGUAUAUUCAGUUAAGUUUAUAGAUGCAUCAGAUACGCUGUCAUGUCUGAAGAGCCCGUUUUAAGCCAUCUGUUCCCUAUAGAAAGUCCACAGAUUCUGUUCCAUCAAAACAAACCUCCAUUGGCAUUGGGCUCGCCAGGAGAAAGACCUCCGUUUGAGAGUCAAUCAUCCAUAGUUGACGGACUGCUAUCUGAGAUCUACGACCGCUGGCAUGACCAUCGACACGACAGUUUUGACAGUGACACGUUCACAGAGUACUCGAGUACGGCAGAAUUUGCCUCAUGGCGGAGAGCGUCGGGCAGCGUGGAGAUUGGGGGUCGACUUCUAGGGAGCCUGAAUAGGGCUAACCUGAAAGAUUAUGGUGCGGUCCAGCUUCGCAAGCUGAUAUCGGACAUGACACGCCAGGUUAACCAGAUAUCCGCCAAACUGGUUCGGCAGUUAAAGCGACGAGAGAGGCGAAUGUCCAAACUCCAGAAUAACUGCGACAUCGUAACAGCCUUCAUCCAGGCUUCGUCACCAAAGAGAAGAAUAGAUACAAGGAUGCGUUUCUCGUUGUCGCCCCAGGCUGGGGAUAGUGCGUUUGACCAAUGGAAGGAUGCUAUGAGAGCUGUUGCCAGGCUGCCCCUCGGAAUACCUGUAGAGUUCAGGAGGAAGGUAUGGCUGAGCCUAGCAGACCAGUACAUCUCUGAGCUGAAGAUUAACUGGGAUAGAACAGUGAAGUUUGCCUUCAACGAGAGGAGCAACCCGGAUGACAACACACUCGGCAUGCAGAUUGUCAAGGACUUACACAGGACGGGGUGCAGUGGUUUCAGCGGUGAAGACAACGAGGCUGAACGUGCAGUUCUCAAGCGUAUACUGCUUGCUUACGCACGCUGGAACAAGGCCGUCGGAUACUGUCAGGGCUUCAACGUCAUUGCUGCUCUGCUGCUGGACGUUAUGGACAGGAAGGAGGCUGAUGCGUUGAAGGUGAUGAUAUUCUUGAUAGACAAGGUAUUGCCAGAGGGCUACUUUGCCCACAACCUGCGUGCGCUCUCCGUGGACAUGGCCGUAUUCAGGGACCUGCUCAAGAUCUUCCCAAAACUCUCCCGUCACCUUGACUACCUCCAGCACGCGCAGGACCAGUCUACCGGAGGAUGUUACGAGCCUCCGCUGACCAACGUGUUCACGAUGCAGUGGUUCCUGACGUUGUUUGCAACAUGCCUGCCCAAGUCGACUGUCCUGCGCGUUUGGGAUUGUGUGCUGCUGGACGGCUCUGAGAUUCUCCUUCGCACAGCCCUCGUUAUCUGGGGUAAACUCUCGAGUCGUAUCUUACAAGUGGGAUCAGCAGAUGAGUUUUACACACUGAUGGGAGACAUCACCCAGGAAAUGGUGGAGGGUAAUCUGCUCGAUGCCGACGCCAUGAUCAAGAGUGUGUACCUGAUUGCCCCUUUCCCACUUCAACAACUGACAGAGCUGAGGGAGAAGUACACCUACAACAUCCGACCUUUUACUCCGGCAACCAAGGCAAGGUCAACCACAGGUGCAGAGGGUGUGGUGUUGCCUAGCGACGAGGAUGACCUUGAUGAAGAGGACAUUGAAAAAAUAACCUGUUUCACUGGGUUUAUCCCAACUGGGGUGUCCAGCGGGGGGCGACAUAGAGGUUUGGAUGGUGACCAGCGUACCUCAAGCAUCCCAGACAUUUCCUCCCUGGGCCCAGGGGCGUACGGACCAUCAGACGGUUCUGCUAGUGUGCCUGCGUACAUGGAGCGUAUGAGCACUGACAUCAGCGCCCUCAAGAAGCAGUACUCCAAGCUUACACAGCGACAGAACCAGGCUCAUGUCAUACUGAACACAGCCACCGCGAGACAGCAGGCCACGCGUGCAAAACCCAUGAUGCCCAUGAUAGAGACACCCGUAGCCAUGAACCACCUGUUUGUGACAAAGCAAGACCGGAAAGGUCGCAACCGCUGUGUUGCCGCCGGACCCAGGAUUGCCAGUGUCUACCCUAAUCUUACACCACUAGCACUGAUCCCAGGGCUUGCCAAGAAAAAUGUACAGCCUGCCAAAUGGGCCCAGAAAUCUCCAAUCAGGCAAAAGAUUGACAGAGGGACCCCAUCGCCAACAGCUUCUGCAGCGGACACAGACACAGAUAAAGCUGGUAAAGAUGAGCUUGACAUUGAAAAAGUGUCUGCAGAUGUGAACACUAACAAUCCCGAUGAAGAUACAAUAAAAAAAGAAACUCAUGAAUCAGGAACAAAUGACACCAAAGAAUGUGAUUCAAAUGCUUCGGAAGAUAACACUGAUAAAGCUAAUGUCAAGGAUAUACCUAACCUUGAUGAAGAAAAUGUGAACAAUAACAGUGCUACAAAUGUUGAACCAAAUGAUACCAAAGGUGCUCAUAAUGAGGAGGAUGAAUCUCAUGAUGAAAUAAGUCUCACUACUGCUGUUGGAGUAAAUCUUGAUGAUAUUAAAAGUGACUUUAAAGAGAUUGGUGAAUCAGACAUUGAGCUGGAUGAAAUAUCUGGAUACAAUUUUAAGGGAACAGCUAGUCCAUUCAGACACAGUGAUUCCGGGCUGGGAACUUCCAUUUACUCAUCUUCAUUAUCAGCCUCUUCAGCAGAGACUUCCCCCCAACAUGUGUGUGUGGAAAGGGGGAAGAGUGUGGAUCUAGAGGUUGAACUUAAAUCAGUGUCUGAAGAAACAUUAUCAUUGUGUGAGGAUAUCUCACAUAGCUGGGGUGCAGAUGCAAAGACUAUACCUGGAAAUUUAACAGAUGCUGAUGCAAGGAGUGAUAAUAUUGUGAAAAAUCUUUCAUCCCAUGGAGAAAAUGUUGAAUGUAAUAAUAAAGUGGUUGAUGGUGCUGAUGACAAUGUUGGUGCUUUUGAAAUAAGUGAGACAGAUGAAGUUGCAAUUGAAAACUUGAUGUUUGAUGAAACUGAUAUAAGCCUAGAUGGUUCCUUGGAGUUUAGUGAACAUUGUGCAAGUGACAAAGGUGAAAUCCAUGAGAGAACUGAUGAAGAACGUGCCAUGACAUAUGCUACCUUAAGAAAGGAUGACGAUGUAAAGUGUGAACAUUCACCUGCUGAUGUAAUAUCAGACAUUGCUGCCAAAUCAGAAUCCCUUUCUGAAAAAAGUGAUGUAAUUGUAAACCAGGAAAUAAGGGUAACUGCAAAUUCCAAUGGAGGAGAGAUUUUUUCAGUGUGUCCUGUAACCUUAAGUUCAGACAUAACAUUAGGAUCUACAAUAUUACAGAACCCAUAUUUAUCCACUCCUCCGGAUGACUCUCUGCGUAUACCUGAAGUGUUCAACCCAGCAAGCAAGGCGGACCUAACGUUCCAGCAGUAUUAUAUGACCAAAAGAUCCCUCGGACCAAGCAAUCUACACUCCAUCGAGCCACAGAUGAAAACAGUGAAAAUGCCAAAGAAAUCCUUCAAUCCCUUUCCAACUAAGCACGUGAACCAAAACAGGGCUAAGACUGGUUUAAAACUUGGACUGUAUAAACAAUCCACCUUGGAUCAGUUUGAACGCAAUCUUAAGGGACAGUCUAUUAUUGGAAAGUAGUUAAUGUUUAAUUUGGAUUCUGCUCUUUUGGUUGUCUGUUUAUUUACCUGUGAUAAUUGUUCUUGUUAAGGACUUAAAUUUUUUAUCUGAGUUUAGGGCAACGGUCUCAAAAAUGUAAGGAAGGGUAGGGACAAAGGUUUUUUUCAGGGCAAGUGAAAACAGUAAUGCUUACCAUUAUAUUUCGAUACUUUGUGUAUCAAAUGGUUAUCACAAAUGGUCUUUACAGUCAACAACAACUGAAAAUCAGAAAAUCAGAUUUUUUUUAUCUAGGGUCGAAAAAUAGUUUACAUUAGAUCGGGUUGCUCUAAACACAGGUAUCUUUUUUAGGCUACUAUUUUGUUGAUAAUAUUAUUUUCUGUAUACUAUUUGGUUAAUUUGAUAGUCUUGCAUGCAUGUGUCAUGUCAAGUUACCCGACAUCGUUGUAAUCAUAUGCUAUAUAUGUCUCAUUUAUUUGAAUUUGAACCUGGGUAGUAGCUAUAAUAUAAUGGGUUAAAAUAAAUGGUUGGGGGGAACUAAUAAUAUUUACUUAUCAAGUGCAGAAUUAAUCCUGAAAUCUGCCAUGCGUUCAGUACACCUGUUUGCGGCGAAAGUUUGCUGUUUGGUUCCCUGACUGCAUUGUAUGGCGGCGUUGCAACAGCAAUACAAAACAAAGUGUUUGCUAGCGUUUUGUAAGUGUUCGCCUUACUAAACACACUGCAGGAUUGAGAGCAGUAAACUUACAGUAAGAUUCUACAGUUGAUAUGCACCAGUCAAUUGAACCACACACACAUAGUGCCGGGUGAAUGCGGUGGUUUUGUCUUCGCUUUAAAUAUAGCUGAGAAUGGGCCUUACCUAGGGUCCCUGGGGUGCGGGGGCAUUUGGCGGAGAUUUUACCAUCUGUUCAUCCUCGCAGGGCGGGGAUUUUAGCUGGGGUUGGCUGGACCGAAAGUCAAAGUCCCCGCUAUUCCCCGUGCCUGUGGGGGCCGUGUUUACAAUUGACUGGUGCAUUAAGUUCUUGUUUUUUUGCUCUGACUUAUUGCAGCAAAAACAGUAGGAAAUACCUUGAAAUGAGUUCAACUUAACAUGGUGAUGUAUUUUAUUUUUAUACUCCAAAACAUUUUUUUCCUUAUUUAUAAUUGAAUAGAUGUAAACAUAGAAACAAACACAGCCACCCAUGUGUUUGUAGGUUUAGGCUUUCAAGCAAUAAAAUUGCUUAAAUCGCUAUGAAAAGUGUAAAAAAAAAUCUCGUAAAGCCUAUGUCUUCUUUGAAAUUCCUAAUUUUCACAUUUCGUAACAAAAAACGGUAAAAUUAAGCAUACACCAGAAUGCACCAUUUUAGACUGAAAUUAGCCCGAAUUUACCCCACCAACCCCUCACACACACACACACACACACACACACACACACACACACACACACACACACACACACACACACACACACACACACACACACACACA
Messenger RNA from Mya arenaria, 5064 nucleotides. RefSeq names its product TBC1 domain family member 30-like. The transcript is spliced from 13 exons. Bases 127 to 3624 code for a protein of 1165 amino acids. The record is from RefSeq and is a predicted model, not a curated record. Gene Ontology annotation, cellular component: endoplasmic reticulum. NCBI's taxonomy places the organism in Eukaryota, Metazoa, Mollusca, Bivalvia, Myida, Myidae.